Messenger RNA from Sipha flava (yellow sugarcane aphid), 5627 nucleotides. RefSeq names its product protein BCL9 homolog. The record is from RefSeq and is a predicted model, not a curated record. Bases 837 to 5456 code for a protein of 1539 amino acids. NCBI's taxonomy places the organism in Eukaryota, Metazoa, Arthropoda, Insecta, Hemiptera, Aphididae. The transcript is spliced from 10 exons.
AGUGCGCGUGCGUGCGCGUGAAAUAUUAUUACUAUUACUACGUUACAACAUAAUAAUAAUCGUCAUUCGUCGGCGGAGCACUAGCAGCACCAGCGUACACGAUCGGGCUCUCAAGCACACGACGACACAACACCACAACGGUUCUUCGCUAGCUCAUCGCGUACGUACGCGAUCCGGAAGCGUUUCGCGUGCACUUGUCUCUCGUGUCGCCGAUAUCCGCGCAUCGCCGAGCCAGCCCGCUGCGAACGCGGUGGUUGAACUUACACGUUUUGUUUACCGUAGUCCGGUACGCGCGUGACCGCACAAUUGUCGCGAUCCCAGAUUUGUGGGCGCGUCUUUUCAACGCUGUCUCCGGUCUCGCGGUUCUCGACCGCGUGAAUCCCGUCCGGACGUCGUCGCGCAACCGCUGCCUUUACCGGCCGUCCCGUCGUCCCGUAACGUGUUAGUGGUUUCCUUAGGGAUUGACCGUUUCGUGUCCGUUCGGUGAUCGUCGCCGAACAUGUUGCACCAUUAACACACCACCGGUCUGCUGUCUUGUCCCACAGUAGAUACGCAGGUCAGUCCACUAUCCACUGGACCAGUGCUGCUGUGCUCGCCUUUUACGUUCUUCAAUAUGAUUGUGGUUAUGUCGAGUCCGUUUACAGUUCACUGUGUAGACCAUGCUACAGAAAGGUCACCCAAUCCGAUCGAACGACACUGGUGGAGGUGAUGAGAAUGAACGGAAAACCGUGCCAUAACGUUUGACUUUGUUCCAUCACUAGACAAUGUUGCAAUCGUCAUAAGCAUCUUGCUCUCUUCAAACAAAAGCUAUAAUCACACAAUAGCUUACGCGUGUGAUGAUCAAGGAGAAGCAGUGCAUAGAAAAUAAAUCUUCAUCUAUUAGUGAAGGGGGGGACCCUGGUGCCGGUGAUGAUAACCAAAUGAUCAAAACGCCUGAUAAUAAUAGUGGUGAUCUUCAUCACGAUUUAGACAGCAUUAUUAAAACUGAAACUGAUAUGACAGCUUUAAUAGAUAAUGCUAGUGGGGAUGUAGCAGAUAAUAAAAGUGGUGUUGGAGGUGGAAGUGCUGGUAGUAACGCAUCACCAGGAUCAUCAAACACUGACCAGAAACAACAACUUAUGUCAAAUGAUAUGUGUCUUGGUCAAAUUAAACAUGAAGACAUCGGUAAUAACAGUGGUAUUAAAAUAGAAGAUAACAAUACAACCAGUACAACUACAACUACAGUAGAGUCUGAUUUUGAAUCUUGUGAUCGAGUUGUGCUAUCUUCAAUGAGCAGUGGUAGUGGAGGACCAACCGAUUUAAUUGAUGGUUCUGGUGGUGUACAACCAUUAAUGAGUAAUGUCUUGGGUGGUAACACUACGGGUAAUAAACAAUCAAAUACAACUGGUGGAAACAUGGAUGCUCAACAACAACAGUACAUGCAACAACAAAGUCAAAUUUUCGUAUUUUCAACCAGUUUAGCAAACAAAUCAGCUGAAUCAGUAUUAGCUGGACAAUAUCCUACAAUUAUAGCGUAUCAUUGUGCUCAACCACGAACAAAAAAAUUUUUAGAAAAACAUCCAUUAAAAGUCAACCAGUUUAAUAGACAAAAUCCUGGGCAGUGGAUGAAUAAUGUUGUUGCAUCUCAACAACAAUUGAAACAUCAACAGCAGCUUAAUAAAGGCAUGGCACCUCAUGGUGGACAACCAAAAUAUGGUGGUGGCACACCUUAUUCGAGAGCAAUGAAAAACAAUAACAGUCCAUCAGCUGCAUCAAUGGAUAAUCCAAUAAUGCAGCAACAACCUGGAGCUAGAAUGCCUAUGUGGAGUCAUCAUCAGGGAAAUCAUAUGAAUGAUUCAGGACCUCAGCAGUUACAACAUCCAUCAAAUCAUAAUAUGAUGGGAUCUAUGUGUGGGCCUGGUAUGGGUAUGCAAAAUCAUGGUAAUAGUGGUGGUCCUAUGGGUCCUGGAAUGCUUAUGAACAACAAUAAUAAUCCAAAUUCACCAAUGAUGAGUGGUCCCAGUUCUAUGAUGAAUCAACAAGGAAAUCUAUGUUCUAUGGGAUCUGGUAGUGGUAGUGGAAUGCCUAUGAAUGGUAUGGAUUUAGAUUUAAUGGAUCAUCAUCAUUCACAUCAUCAACAACACCAUCCAAAUCCACAUCACCCAUCUAACAUGAUGGAUGGUGGCCAUAGACCAAUAAUGGGUGGUGGUCCUCAUCAUCCUCAUCAUCCUCCCCCUCAUCAUCCAUCUGGUGCUCUCCAUCACCGAGGAUCUGUAGGAAUGAGUGGUGGACCUCCACAUCAUCAUGGUAUGAUUGAUGUUAUGACAAUAAUUAGUAGUCCUAAUAAAUAUCAUCCUUCUAAAACAGAUAUUAUUUUGUUUUCUUCAGGUGGCCCACCAGUUUCUUCAGGUUCAGGUGAUGCUCCUGGAGGUCAUAACUCUUUGGCAGCUAUGAUUCCAUCUUUAGCUGAUUUCGAUGAUACUAUUGGAGGUGGAAAUUCAUCUCUGGGAGCUGCAGCUGCUGCAGCAGCAGCACAUCAUUCAUUAGCUGGUGUACAAGUACCUGAUGAAAAUUUGACACCACAGCAAAGACAACAUCGUGAAGAACAACAAGCUACAUUGCGUAAGCUUCAACAAAUGUUAUUUCCUGAAAAUUCUAGUGGAGGUGGAGGACCUUCUCAACAACAACCUCCACCUGUUACCUCUUCUUCCUCUGUUGGAGGUCCAUUGGAUAACUGCAGUGGAAGUGGUGGUAUGGAUGAUUUAAUGCCUUCCAUUGAUGAUGAUUUGGAUGUAGAUGCUGUUGUAACAGCUGCAGCAGCAACAAAUUCUACUGCAGAUCUCUUAUUGCCACCUAAAACACCAACUUCAUGUUCUUCUGAUUGGCAAAAAUCAAUGUUUGGUAAUGAAGAUGACAAAAAGAAGGAUGUAGGACGUUGUGGUCCACCUCCUUCUUACCACCAAACAGUAGCUCGAUCUGCAAGUGUACCUAUUGUUUCUAUUCCGAGUUGUAGCCCUAAUUCUCCUUUAGCUGGUAAUGGGACUGGAGUUACAAACAGCAAUUUAUCAUUGCCUUCUCCUCGUACAUGUUCAGCACUUAAUUCACCAGCUGGAGGUCGUCCUUCAUCAAAUAUGAGCCCCACUGCUGUACGAUCUCCAGGUGGUAGUGGAUCAAGACUGCAAUCAAGUAAUCCAGGUACACCAGUACACAUGUCACCUGGCAGUGGCACAGGCCAUAAUUCUUGUUCAUCAAUGAAACAACAAAAAGGACCUAUGUCCAAUGAAUUUUCUCCAUCGUCUAAUAUUGCAACUCCAGGUCAAUCUGGUGGUGGUGGUCAACCAUCUCCAGAUGGCUUAUUUUGUCACAAUAAUAAGCAGCUAUCAAAAAGAGGAGAUGAACCAAAUUUAAUGCCUGUUCCUUCUCCCCAACAUAUUCAGUACUUAAAUACUUUUGAUGGUCAAGAACUUACCAUACAAAAACAACCUAAUACUGGUUUAAAAGAUUCCUCGUCUUCCACAACUACAACUACUUCUACGAUGUCCCCAUCAAUACCUACAUCUCAAAAUAAUAUGGACAUGAUAAUGACUGAUUCAAAUAUAAAAUCUUCACAAGCUAAUACACCUUCUAACCAUCAUUCACCCUCAUCUAUGGAUAUACCAGUUGGAAGUAAUCGUUACCCUGGUACACCUAGUGAUUUUGCAUCACCUAGUCCAUCAGCUAUGGAAAGCAAUAAUGGUCCUUCUAAUAAACAAAAUAAUAUGCAGCAAAUGAGGAAUGGAGGUUAUACAUGUCCACCUAGUCCACAACAGCAAAUGAUGAAUGAAUCAAGAUAUCCUGGAAAUUAUGGAAGUGGCCCACCACAACAUAAAUCUGGGGGAAUGAUGGGGGAUCCCAAAGAUUCUCCCUUAGGAUUUCCAUCACGCUUGGGUCCUGGAGAUAUGCCUUUAAACCCAUCAGCCGCUGCUGCGGCAGCAGCUGCAGCUGGUUUACAAUCAUCACAACAACAACCGAUGAAACAUUUUGAUCCCAUAUCAUCUUUAGCUCAAAUGAAUCAACAGUUAGCUAAUAAUGUAGCUGGUGGAGGAUCAUCGCCAAUUGUGAACCAUGGUGGUGGACCUCCUUUACAUCAUCCUGGUGGUCCCGGUCAUCAUCAUCCUGGCGGUGGAAUGAUGUCACCUUUUGGCGGCGGAGGUGGUCCUCCCAUUCAUAUGAUGGGAGGCAAUAACGAUCCCAUGUGUGGUCCUAUGGGAAUGGGUGGUGGUGGAAUGCAUGAUAGUGGCAUGGGUGGACCUCCUGGUAGUGGUGGUCGUAUGAUGUAUGGACCGGGUCCUGGAUUAGGCCAAGGGCCACCACCACCAGGACCUAAUGGAAAUGGAAUGUCUAUGGGACCAGGAGGUGGAAUAGGAAUGGGAAUGCCUCCAAUAGGAGGUGGUAGAAACGGUGGUAUGAUGAUGAAUUCUUGCGUUGGUGGAGGUCCAUUGUCUCCAAAAUCUUCAUCAAUGAUGCAACAACAACAAUAUCAGCAACAACAACAAAGGCUUAUGCCUAGAAUACCAUCUGGAGGUGGUCCUGGAGUACCUUAUAACGGCGGUGCUAAUAUACAAGUUAAACCUAGUGCUCCCAAUACAAUACAAUAUUUACCUAAUAAUUCCAGAGGUGGUGGUGGUCCUAGAAAUGGUGCGUCCUCACAACCUCAACAACAGCAACAGCAGCAGCAGCAACAACAGCCACAACAACAACCUAGCAUAGAUUUUUUACAAAGGUUUUCAGGUGGACCGGGUAAUAGUGGAAAUCAAUUGUCUAAUUUAGAUGGUAAAAUGCCUACUCACAAUUUACAAUAUUUUCCUAAUUCUGGUGGUGGGGGGUACAAUAACAGUAAUGGCGGUGCUGGUAUGAAUGAUAUGAUGUGUGGUAAUGGUGGUCCUCCAGGUGGAAGUAUGAGUGGUAUACCACCUGGUGGUCCAAAUAAUAAUAGAGGAAUGAUGCGCGGUAAUGCAACAGGUAUGAUACGACUAGGAAGUGGUAACAGUGGAAUGGGUAUGGGUAGUGGUAAUUAUAACGGUGGUCCACCAGAUGGUAUGUUUGGUGGUGGUGGACCUCCUCUUCAUCAUCCAUCAUCUGGCCAUCCACAACAGCAAAUUAUGAUGAUGGGUGGAGGUUCAGGUGGACCACCUCCUCAACAGCAUAAAGGUGGAGGAAUGUUAGGCGGUCCAGGACCUCCAGAUGCUACACAACCUUUACCACCGUCAAUGGGUGGUGGUGGUGGUCCAGGACCAGGAGGGGUUCCUGUAGGAUUUAGAGGUGGUCCUCCAGUAUCAAAUUCGUUUAUUGGUCCAACAACAGCUGAUCCAAAUUAUGCACAGCAAUUUCAUAAUUUCCAACAACAAUUAUAUGCUACCAAUACUCGAGGUGGCGGCGGUGGAGGUCCAUCAGGCCCUGGAGGAGGUGGACCUCAACAGUUUUUUGUGUCUAAGUAAAUAACAAUAUUAUGACUUUUCAAAGCAAUAACAAUUAUUUAUAUUAGCAAGUCAUGUGUUUAUAACAUGCCUAUUAUUAAUUAUCUGUCACUUUUUACUAAAUAUUUUUUCUUAGCUGCCUCCAAUUGUAUAAAAUUAACAGCAGACUGAUCAUUCUUAAAGAUAAUUAUU